Molecule: messenger RNA, 192 nt
Organism: Aphanomyces astaci
Lineage: Eukaryota; Oomycota; Saprolegniomycetes; Saprolegniales; Verrucalvaceae
Exons: 1
Coding region: 1-192 (63 amino acids)
Source: RefSeq, a predicted model, not a curated record
AUGACCCGCGUAGUCCUCGACUGCCAUUCGAUCUGCCCCCCUGAGCUCGUGGACACUGGAUUGUUUUGCCGUAAGAAAGAUUACGGCCGGGGGGUUGGGUACCCGUGGAAGUUUGGCGACGGCGUGUCUAAUUCCACAGGCAUGUUCCAACGCUGCGAAAAGGACAACGGGCAGGACGAGUGCGAAAUAUGA